UAAUUUGGUACGCAUUUUAUGGGUAGAUUUCCAUAAAUUUCCUUGGUCCCCAAUAAUAUAGGUCUUCAAUAGAAUUUAAUGGUUAUGGUUUCCAGCUAAGUGAACAUUUGGAGGUUUUUAUUUUUAUUUUUUAUUUUUUACGAAGCUAACUUUUGUAAUAGACACUUGGCUAGGACAUAAAAUAAAAUUAUGAUAAGUAAUGAAAGUGAAACGCAGUGAGUAGAGUACACUAACUGGGUCUAUAUAUAGUGCAGGAAGUGAAUUGGAUAUAUAUGAGAACUAUUUCUAAGUGCGUAGGAGAUGGUUGAAGAGAUAGGAUCGUAAAAACAUAAAAAUUCAGAUACAUUUUGGCCUUUUUUCCAUUUCUAGUUGUGCAUCUGAGAGUGAGAUCCUUUUUCAAUCACUUUUGGAGCUGAUAUAUAACUAUAGCUAUACUAAUACUCCUCAGAUCUAAUUAAUCUUUCAUAUAUAUAUAUAUAUAUAUGUGUGUGUGUGUGUGUGAGUGUGUGUGCGUAUAUUGCCCUUCAUUUGUUUUAUAUAUAUAUAAGUAUAUUUUUUAUGUGAAGAAAGGUGUAUGCAUGAUUCAUCACAAAUUUUUUUUGAAAAAAAUGUAUGUAUUGUAUACAUGAUUGUAUGCAGGAAGCGUCUCUGUUGAUAUAGAGAUCAUCAGAAAAUGUGGAAAAUUAAGUUUGGAGCGGGAGAAAAGGAGCCAUACUUGUUUAGCACAAACAAUUUCCUUGGGAGGCAGAUAUGGGAGUAUGAUGCAGAUGCAGGAAGCCCAGAAGAGAGAGAAGAGGUCGAAAAGGCUCGCCAACAUUUCUACCAAAACCGAUUCAACCUCAAGGCCUGUAGCGACCUCCUCUGGCGCUUCCAGCUUCUAAGAGAAAAGAAAUUCAAACAAAGCAUUCCUCAAGAGAAGGUUGAAGAUGGCGAUAAGAAAAUUAGUUAUAAAACUGCUGAUGCAACAAUGAGGAGAGCAAUCAACUUCUGGUCUGCCUUGCAAAGUCCACACGGCCAUUGGCCUGCUCUGAAUGCUGGUGUUAUGUUCUACGUCCCUCUCUUUGUGUUUUGUAUGUAUAUUACCGGGACACUUCAUACCGUAUUCAAUGAACAUCAUCGAAGGGAAAUGCUGUGGUAUAUGUACUGCCAUCAGAAUGAAGAUGGUGGAUGGGGAUUGCACAUUGAAGGGCCAAGUAUGAUGAUGUGUACGGUUCUCAACUAUCUGGCCAUGAGGAUACUCGGAGAAGGACCGGAUGGCGGCCUGAACAGUGCCUGUAGCAGAGCAAGAAAGUGGAUUCUUGAUCAUGGUGGCGCCAUGUACUCUGCAUCUUGGGGAAAGACUUGGAUGGCUAUUCUUGGUGUAUAUGACUGGGAGGGAAGCAAUCCAUUGCCACCAGAGUUUUGGUUCUAUCAAACUCUUGUCCCUUUGCAUCCAUCCAAGAUGAUGUGCUAUACUCGUUUGACUUUCAUGCCCAUGUCGUAUUUGUAUGGUAAGAGGUUUGUUGGGCCAAUCACACCUCUCAUUCAACAACUCAGAGAAGAAAUCUACAACCAACCUUACAAUCAAAUCAAAUGGGCCAAAGUUCGCCAUUGUUGUGCAAAGGAGGACAAUUACUAUCCCCAUGGUAGAUUACAGCGCCUAAUGUGGGAUGGUUUUUACUAUGUGGCCGAGCCUCUUCUCAACAGCAGGCUUUUCAAAAGGAUAAGAGAGAGUGCUGUCCAAAAAGCAUUAGACCAUAUUCAUUAUGAAGAUGAGAACAGUAGAUACAUUACUAUUGCAUGCGUAGAAAAGCCAUUGAUGAUGCUUGCUUGCUGGGCGGAUGAUCCAAAUGGUGAAUAUUUUAAGAAGCAUAUUGCAAGAGUUGUUGAUUUCUUUUGGGUUGCCGAAGAUGGAUUGACAUUGCAAAGCCUUGGGAGUCAGACAUGGGACGCUAGUCUUUCAAUUCAAGCUCUGCUUGCUGCCAAUGUCAGUAACGAAAUCGGACCCAUACUGAAGAAAGCACAUGAGUUUUUGAAGAUGUCACAGGUGAGGGUGAAUCCUUCUGGUGACUACUUAGCCCAUUUUCGCCACACUUCUAAAGGAGCAUGGACUUUCUCUGAUAGAGAUCAUGGUUGGCAAGUUUCUGAUUGUACUGCAGAAGCUCUCAAGUGUUGCUUGAUGUUCAAAGCCAUGUCGCCGGAACUUGUUGGGGAUCCAAUAGAACCGGAGUGUUUUUAUGAUGCAGUUAAUGUCCUACUUCCACUACAGGGUAAAAAUGGUGGUGUAUCAGCUUGGGAGCCACCAGGAGCUCCAAGAUGGUUGGAGUGGCUGAAUCCUGUGGAAUUCCUUGAGGGCCUUGUGAUCGAAUACGAGUACCCAGAGUGCACUUCCUCUGCACUUCAGGCUCUGAUUUUAUUUAAGAAGUUAUUCCCCGAGCAUAGGAAGAAGGAGAAGGAGAUUGAUAUGUUUGUCACCAAGGCCGUGAGAUACCUCGAACAAGUUCAAAUGCCAGAUGGCUCAUGGUAUGGGACUUGGGGAAUAUGCUUCGUGUAUGGGACUUGGUUCGCAAUCAGAGGGUUGGAGGCUGCUGGGAAGAACUACUACAACUGCGAGGCUGUGCGCAGAGGUGUUGAGUUUUUGCGUAAUACACAGAGAGGGGAUGGUGGUUGGGCCGAAAGCUACACUUCAUGCCCUAACAAGGUAUACACACCACUUGAAGGAGACCACUCGAAUCUGGUGCAGACUGCAUUAGCAUUGAUGGGUUUAAUCCAUGGUCAACAGGCUGAUAGAGACCCAGCUCCUUUGCAUGCAGCGGCAAAGCUUUUAAUAAAUUCCCAAUUGGAAAAUGGGGAUUUCCCACAGCAGGAAGUUACGGGGGCAUUCUUUAAGAAUUGCACGCUGCAUUAUGCAGCUUACAGGAACAUUUUUCCAUUGUGGGCUCUUGCUGAAUACCGGAAUUUAGUUGCAUUUUCUUCUAAUUAAACGAAGAACAAGCAAAUUGUGGUUCCAUUUAGUUGUAUGGUUUGUUUAUUUUCACUUUUUAUUAAAAAUACUCUUAGCACUGGUUGAUGGCCGCGGAUGCCAGCUGUUUGUCACCAGCCAACAGGAUAAUGAUUUGUGGCUCAUUGGCUCCUUGCAACUCGCAUAUUUUAUCAAGUGGUGUUUGGGGAAAAUAGACAUACUUGCCCAAGGGCAAGGGGACUUAAAUUACAUAUAUAUAUGUAUGUAGUAUUAAUAUUUUUCUUUUUAUUAUAUGUCCUCAAAAACAUAUUCAUAUAAAAUAUGUAUAUAGUGGUCAAUACAUUAAAAUAUUUAGCAUA
Molecule: messenger RNA, 3300 nt
Organism: Ziziphus jujuba (common jujube)
Lineage: Eukaryota; Viridiplantae; Streptophyta; Magnoliopsida; Rosales; Rhamnaceae
Product: beta-amyrin synthase 1
Exons: 18
Coding region: 674-2962 (762 amino acids)
Biological process (GO): triterpenoid biosynthetic process
Cellular component (GO): lipid droplet
Molecular function (GO): beta-amyrin synthase activity
Source: RefSeq, a predicted model, not a curated record